AUGGAUGGAGAUGAAGAUAUGAACUUCUGUUGUUUGAGAUUGGAUGAGAAAGAUAUGUGGCGCAAGGAGGUGCACCUGCACCUCCGGUCGCCGGAAAUCACCAUUAGAGGUGCUGGAGUUGCACAUCUGCUUCAGACCAGCAACGCACAUAAGGUGUUCGAUGAAAUGCGCAAGAGACUGCCUGCGCUGCCUGCCUGCUACUGUGCACGCUGCGAGCAACGCGCGCAUGUUUUUUUUAAACCAAGAGCUGCGAAUUCGAGUAUUCGGGUUCCGGCAAGAGCUGCGAAUGAAUUGGGUGUAUUUGGAGAUGCCAUAGAAGAUGUUGCAUUGACUUGGUCAACGCCUGAUUAUAGAGUUUGCAAAACCAGUGGGAGAGAUUGUGGGUUAAACAGAGAUAGUCAGAUUGUCUGCUCUGAUCCUAAGGCUAAAAGAAAAGUGGCUAAUGCUAUUAGUCACCAUCUUUCAGUGCCCACAAACAUUAGAUUUACCCGGGAAGAACAUUUCAUUUCCCGGUCAUUCUCUUCUCAACCUUCCUCACUCAUCUUCACCAGCCCAUCCUCUUCUCAGUCCUUGAAGACCCAUCGGCUUGUUCCUGCUUGA
This is a messenger RNA of Prunus armeniaca (apricot), 600 nucleotides long. Lineage: Eukaryota; Viridiplantae; Streptophyta; Magnoliopsida; Rosales; Rosaceae. The record is from the annotation of a GenBank genome assembly.